UUUUAAAUAAAGUUGUUGUAUUAAUAUGGAGAGGAGAAGGAAAUCAGAUGGCAGCUCACCUAAGCAAAGCUUAGUACAGAAGGACAAGUACAGACUCUGCUGUAAGAGCAAAAAGAACAUUAUCAAGAUUCAGGGAGAGCCUCAGGCUGAUACCAAGAAGUGCAUGAGUUACCUUAAGAUGUGAACUUUCUGCUCAACCGUGCAUCUGAGAAGGAUCGACCCUCAGAACCCAGAGAAGGUGCUUACUAAGUCAUGAUUUGCUAAGAAAGAAAUUGAGUAUAAGCAACAUGUAGAUCUAGAUAUCAACCCAGUGGAGUAUUAUAAGAUCAUGCUUAAAGAUGAGAAGCUUAAGCCCCAGAUGAGGAUCUUCAACCCAAAUGUGAUGUUUGAUAACCUUCCUGACGUUUAUUGAUACUAUUUUUAUGACUGCAAGUCGGUCAUACAACAAAGAAUGCAGACGUUACAUCUGGCUAUGAAUUACUAUACACAGUGCUAUACCAAGAUGUGAAUGAUGGAUACCAGGGAGAUAGAGCUCCGGUACCCAAGGAUCUGCCAUUUUGUGAGGGCAAAGUCUGAUAUUGCACAUAUCUUAGUCCCAGCAUGACUCCUCUUGGCAUCAAAGUUUGAUGAAAUUGAUUACAAUCUUCCAUCGUUCAACUAUCUUAGAAGCUCGCAGAAGCUCAGUCAAUUCUGGGUGGGAUUCCAAUGGGCGGAUUAUGUUGAAUUCGAGAGAACCGUUAUAGAUCUUCUCAACUGGAAUUGAGAUCAGAUGACUCCCUAUCAUUUCUUACAAACAUUGAUCAGCCAAGGAAUUUUGCUAAGCCAUGAGAGAGUCAGAAAGGAAAACAGUCCACAGAGUCCAAUGUCCAAGCUAACGUGUAAUGGAUCUUUAACCAUAAGGCAUCCUUACGGUGGAAGAAGCAAAAGUGUCCGCAGAACGCCUGCUAAUCAAUCUUUCGCAACAGUUAGUAACGAAAUAUCAUUAAAUAAAAUUAAAUCAGGAGAAAAGGAAGAAAUUAGCAGUUCUCAGAAAGAAGAAACUAUCGCUGUUGACAUUGAAACAUGAAAGAUGGUCAGAGAAACAGCUGAGUAUUACUGUCAAAUGACCACAUUGAUCCCAGAGAUGCAGAAAUAUGAUGCUUCUUUAGUAGCAAUUUGAUGCGUCUUAGCUGCAAGGAAAGCCUGAAGGAUCGAACCAUUGUUUAGUAAAGAAAUAGAGAACCUGUUCAGAUUCUCUGAAUAUUCUGCUACUUUAACUACAGAUUCUAAGAUUCUACAGGAUUGACUAAACCUUCUCUUGCUAAACCAAACAUCCUUAAAUAUUUGAGGGGAGAUACUAACAGAGAGCAUCCUUGGUAAAAUCCCUUCAGGUAGCCAAGAUACUACACCUCAGAAGCAAGGCACUCAUUGGGCUAGUACUGAAAAAGAUGUCGUGAUUCCUCUGAAUAAUUCGGAGAUAUUCACACCUAAUAAGAUUGCUGCUAUUGAAGGGCGAAAGCCAGUCAAGAUUGAGUUAGAGGCUCAACAAAUCAUUCUGGAUGCACCUUGCUCUGACUUGUCCAUACAAGACCAAAGCUACAAUCUUGAGCAAUUUAAAGAACCAGCAAGCUAUGACGACAUCUUUGCUAUAGACGAAAGAAAAUCUGAAAUGCGACUAGACAUUGCUGAAGACCCCAAUCAAACCCAAGAGAAGAGGAAAACUAGAAGAAAUCAUUUGAACAACAUUGAUGAGAUGAUGGAGAGAAUAGAUCAUCUCAGGGUACAGAAAGACCAAAGCAACUUACGCUUGAAAAGGGCAGCAUCAUAUACUCGACUCAGGAGUUCCUAUCCUAAGUCAAAAUCAAUGAUGAAGCGGCAGAAUGCAGCUGGCACAAGGAAUGCUUAUGCAGAUUCUCGUGUUGAGGAUAGGAUACGCUCUAUCAGUCCUGAUAAGGUUUAUCCUCAGACAAACCCUUCUCAAGGAAACAUUGUCUCAAGAAUUUCAGAUCAUAAGCAAAAAUAUGAAGGAAAAAUAAUGAAAGUGUUUGAAUUGAAAAAGGCAAGCAGCAUUAAGACAGCAGACCAGUCACCUCCUUUUAAUAUGGCAGAUGCUAGGAAGGAAUAUGAAACAACAGUUGAGAAUUCAAGCUCUGGGCUCCACCGAAUGCGGAGCCUCCGUUACAAGAGUAUCGUCAAAGAAUCCAGUUGAGACGAUCUUAAGAAAACCCAGAUUAUGAGGAAGGAAUCUGAUAACAGUGGCAAAACCACUACUAGUGAGGGGUCUAACACUUAUUAUUCAAACUACAAUGUGACCACUGGGAGUGAGUAUUAUCAGAGAAGAAAACAGCCAAGGCAAGCCAAGAAGUACCUGGAUUUGCCAAAGGAGAACCCAACUCAUCAGGAGAGAGACCCUGAAAGCGAGGAUGAAGCUGAUAUUAUUGCUAAUGAGGAGAUUAAGGAGCAUGCUUCCCAGGAAUCUCCCUUUAGGCAGCAGGUUCACGAGACAAAAUCCAAGUUGAAUUUAAAGAAUAUUAAGUUUGAAGAAGAGUUCCUAGCUGAAGCUAAAACACCAGAUAUGGCCAUAAUGGGAAAGGAGAAAUCAGGUAAAUCCGAGUUCCAGGAAUUGGUUACUGCAGGCACAAGAAGCGACUCAAAGCAAGCAACUGGGCAUAUAAGCCAUCACUAUCUUCAGCCUGAAAUACAAGUAUCUCACUUAAAUUCCAUAAUCCCCAACCUUCCCUCUUGUACUGGCUCUAUACGAUCAUUUCCAAAGGAGUCAACCAAAUUCACUUCAUCAGGCACAAAAUCUGAAUUUUCAAAAACUGAUUCAGUGAUAGAACGCAAAAGUCUUCUUCAAAAGAACAAUCCAAGACAUAGCUUACAGCCUACUACUGAGGAAGUAGUUGAUUCCAGGCAGCUGAACUAUGGCUUUGCGAAGCCAAGCCCAGCAGAGAUGUCCACUAAGCCUUUAGCUCUCAGAAAAAGGAGCCGAAAGCCUUAUGAUCUUUAUAGCCAAGGUCUUUAUGAAGACACUUGUCAAUCUGAAGAUUACCCCAAAGACGGUCAAUGGAUGUUCUCGACUGGGAAUCGGAACCCCAGAACUUUCCAACAGGAGGGGUACCAACGCACUACUAGGAGAGAUCUAGGGUACAACAAUGAGGGGUAUAGGUAUGAUGAAGGAUAUGAUGCACUUGGAGAGAUCAGUCGUGUCCGAAGCCAGAGAUAUUAUGAAAGAGAUAAUGAUGCAAAGAGGCACAAGGACUAUAUCAGCCCAAACCCAAGAUUGAUCCCUGACUUUAGUGAAGCGAAGCCUAAUUCACCGAGAGAUUAUUACAACCUCAACAUUCCUGCAAGAGUCAGGGAUUACCCAGAAUACGAGAAGCCGCCAGCCGUUGGCCAAUAUGAGCGGAAGAACACUUAUGAAAGAGAGAGGGAUUAUAGGAAUAUAUACUGGAGGAAAUAAAAGCUCCCAUCAUGAUUCUUAAUAUCU
Molecule: messenger RNA, 3469 nt
Organism: Moneuplotes crassus
Lineage: Eukaryota; Ciliophora; Spirotrichea; Euplotida; Euplotidae
Source: the annotation of a GenBank genome assembly